CAGGCCGGUGAUUUUCCAUUGCCGAUGCCUCUUGUCGUUUUUCAAAGGUCAGAGAGAAGCUUAUAAAUAGGGUAAAAUAUAGGCUACCGACGCGUCCAACCCUCACUCGCUCUCACAGACACAGGAGGACACGGACAAGACAUCGCGCUCAGAGGACAUUAAAAGGACAAAAUAUCACACAAGAUCACAUCCACGCAGCAGAAUGGCUCAAAAAGAGAAACUUCAGUGCCUGAAGGACUUCCAUAAGGACACUCUGAAGCCAUCUCCUGGUAAGAGCCCCGGCACCCGGCCUGAAGAUGAGGCAGAGGGUAAACACCCCCAGCGGGAGAAGUGGGCCAGCAAGUUGGACUUUGUUCUGUCAGUGGCUGGCGGCUUUGUUGGUUUAGGGAAUGUCUGGCGUUUCCCGUAUCUCUGCUAUAAGAAUGGUGGAGGUGCGUUUCUCAUCCCCUACUUCAUUUUCCUGUUUGGUGGAGGUCUGCCAGUCUUCUUCCUGGAGGUCUCUCUUGGUCAGUUCACCUCCGAGGGCGGCAUCACCUGCUGGGAGAAGCUCUGCCCCAUCUUCACUGGUAUUGGUUAUGCCUCCAUUGUGAUCGUGUCUUUGCUGAAUAUCUACUACAUCGUCAUCCUGGCCUGGGGCCUGUACUACUUGUUCCAGUGUUUCCAGCCAGAGCUGCCCUGGGCCAAGUGCAAUCAGCCCUGGAACACUGAUCGCUGCAUCGAAGACACCUACCGCAAGAACAAAACCUUUUUGUUGGCUGCCAAUAUCUCCAACUUCACCUCCCCUGUCACCGAGUUCUGGGAACAUAAUGUACUGGGUAUCACCAGUGGUAUAGAGGAAAUCGGUCCCAUUAAAUGGGACCUGGCACUGUGUUUACUGCUCGUCUGGGUCAUCUGUUUCUUCUGCAUCUGGAAGGGGGUCAAAUCCACUGGAAAGGUCGUCUACAUCACAGCCACGUUCCCAUUUAUCAUGCUCAUCGUGCUGUUGAUUCGUGGUGUGACACUGCCAGGUGCUUCAGAGGGAAUCAAGUUCUACUUGUACCCCGACCUCGCUCGCCUGAAGGACCCAGAGGUGUGGAUUGAUGCCGGCACCCAGAUCUUCUUUUCCUAUGCCAUCUGUUUGGGCGCCAUGACGUCCUUGGGGAGUUACAACAAGUACAAAUAUAACUGCUACAGGGACUGUUUGCUGCUGGGAGCCCUCAACAGUGGUACCAGUUUUGUGUCUGGCUUCGCAAUAUUUUCCGUCCUGGGCUUCAUGGCACAAGAGCAAGGGGUGGACAUUGCUGAUGUGGCAGAGUCAGGUCCAGGCCUGGCGUUCAUUGCCUACCCCAAGGCCGUAACCAUGAUGCCUUUUCCGACAGUCUGGGCAAUCCUCUUCUUCAUUAUGCUGCUGCUGCUUGGCCUCGACAGUCAGUUUGUGGAGGUGGAAGGGCAGAUCACAUCACUGGUGGAUCUGUAUCCGUCCUUCCUAAGGAAGGGUUACCGCAGAGAGGUCUUCAUCGCUAUCAUCUGCUGCAUCAGCUACCUGCUUGGACUCACCAUGGUUACCAAGGGUGGCAUGUAUGUUUUCCAGCUGUUUGACUUCUAUGCAGCUAGCGGUGUGUGCCUUCUGUGGGUGGCAUUCUUUGAAUGUAUAGCUGUUGCCUGGGUUUAUGGCGUUGAUAAUUUCUACGAUGCAAUCGAGGACAUGAUUGGCUACAGACCAAAUCCUUGGAUGAAAUGGAGCUGGAGUGUUAUCACUCCUUUACUGUGCAUGGGAUGCUUUAUCUUCACGUUGGUCAAAUACAAGCCACUGACGUACAACAAGGUGUACCAGUAUCCUGAGUGGGCCAUUGGAAUAGGCUGGACUCUGGCCUUGGCCUCCAUGAUCUGCAUCCCGAUGGUGGUGGUCAUCAAGAUCAUCCGCUCUGAUGGGCCUCUCAUUGAGAGGAUUAAGGCCGUGGCUGCCCCGGUUCGCGGCGGGGCCAGCUCCCGUCCCGCAGAUCACCGUGGCCCUAAGGAGCUCUCCUACCCACUGGACCCCAACGGGAACAAGGGCCUCCUGAUGAAGGCCCCCACCCACACCAUCGUAGAAACCAUGAUGUAAAGGAAUGAGGCGGAGGCUCUCCAUGAGAUCGCUCUCCUCCCCUCUCCUGUCCUCUAAAAUGCUUCUAAAGCUAGCUAGCUCUCUGUCUGUCUUUGUCUUUCUGGUGGACUAAUAAGGGUUUUCAAGGAGAAAAAAAAAACAAGUUCACGUUUCAAAUCUUUUAGGAACACUCUGCAAGUAGUUUGCCAUUGGUGGUUUUCUGAAGAGGGUAGCCAUCACAUUUCAAAUCUAUUUCUGAAGUACUCACAAGCUACUUUUCCCCUGUUAGUAGUUUCCAUGUGACUACGCGUCCCGCUGUGAUCUUGUCUGAAGGCAAAUUAACACCAGCCUCUGGGGACACAUUGGUUGAUUUUGGUUUGUUCCACCAGGUGCUCUUGCACAUAAUCAGCCAUUGUUCGAAGAAAGGAAGAAAGUAGUUAUUGAGUCUGGAAUCAAAUAGCCUUUUGUAGCCACACUAUAUAUAAUAAAAAUGUUUCCUGCAUUGAUCGUGGAUCACAAAAAAUGUUUAAAAAAGACCUUUUUGGGGGGGAAUAUUAAUUCCCUUUGAGACUAUGAACAGGGUGCACUUAUCUUCGGACAUGUGCCAUAGGGUUCAGCUGUGGCUCCUUCUGUCCCACUGUGCUCAGAAAAGGCCCUCCUGAGAUGAAGCGAACGACUCAGGCACUACAGGUAUUAUUAGCUCGUUAUGCACGUGCCCCCUUCUAUCCUUGGAAAUUAAAUGUUAUUGAAGCUGCACUUGGUAAGAUUUUCCAGUGAAAUGCAAAUAAUUUUGUGGCUUUCACAGGAAACGCGUCUUAACUGUGCAAAUUUUAAAACGCGUAAACAGAUUGUUCUGAUGCAGCAUUACACAAAAUUCCCGGUGCAGCUAAAAAAAUAAAAAAUAAAACUAGAACAUUUACACAGCCGUGAUAGCUGAUGGGCCUAAUCAAACCAGGGUCCUGGUUUUUGAAUGCACCUUAGCACAACUACUCCCAUAUUCCAUAGUCAUAAACUAUGGGUCAAAGAGAAAUCUAGCACUGAGACUGUGUUGGGGAAACCCGAUUGUGCACAAAGAGAGAGGUAUCUGAAAGGAUUUGAAGUGUGGAGGUUGAACCCUUGAGUGUGUUGUCUGUGACGUACUGUACAGUAGUAGCUAAUCAGUCUAUCUAUAUCUCUUUAUCUAUCUUUCUCUGUCCUAGACCAGUUUACAGUACAUUAGUGACUGCACUAGGCACUCUUGGCUUAAAAUUUUGGAUUGGAUUUGUUUUGUUUUCUACAGAGGAUUAUACAUUAUUAUUCGUUUUUUUUUCCUCUGUCGAUGUUUAGAUUUUUUUUUUUAUUAUUGAUGUUAUUGGUAUUCACUAUUGAAUUGCUGUAGUUUUACAUAGAAGAAGGAACACUUAUUUCAUCUGGUGAAAAUACUAAGCUAUUAUAUAAAUCGUACAUUUACAGUGGCAGCCAUUGUAGUAUAGUCCUCAUUAUGCAUCUUCUUCUUCGGCCUUGGUCCUGCCGAUGGUUCAGUCUUCAGUUGAACACAGAAAAACAAUGGAACAGAUUUUCCCUGACGUUUUCUCUUGUGGGGGGUUUGGGUCAAUUGUUAGCGAGCCGUGUAAUGUCCAGCAAAAAAAAAAGAAAAAAAGAAAAUGGAAAUUCUACAAUGGCUCCAUUUGUAAGAUUGUAGGUGUUGGGGGAGUUUAUAGCUUUUCCUCUUCUGUAAAUACCAGAAGUCAGUAUUUAAUUUGGAUGAAUUCAGCCAGGCAGGGCGCCGCAACCAGUGGUUAAACGACGUUUCACUAAUUCAAAGACUAAAAAGUGACCACCGUGUCAGCCAGUGUCGGACUCGUCAGAGUUGUCUGGCUGAGGUGGUAGCGGGCUGCAGACAGACCAGUCACUGAUUGACUAUUGGGUUUGGUCGUUGACACAGUCACAUGUCCCUUCACGGAAGAAGGCAGUGAAGUCAGAUGUGGGCUUAAUAACCCUCACUGUCACUGGAAGUUCAAACUAUUGCCAGCCAAAAUCCAAAAUGAAGAGAGAACAGUAAUAAUAAUACUGUAGGUACAGUUUAAAUCCUUUACUUGAAAACAUAUUAACUGCCCUUUCUCUUAAAUUGCUUGUUUUUGAUCCCGUAUACCGUGCUGCCGACUUUAAAAUGCUGUCAUUACUUUGAGAGGUUGACAUGGUUUCUGUAACGUAACCGCUGACACCCAAACUCUGUUAAUCAUUGAGAAGUGCCCUCUGUCUCCGGAUCAUCAUCAUUGCAACAAAACUAGAAUGACAUUCAUCACAAUAACAUGGGGCCAUAGCAAUGUUGAUGUGAACUGUUAACAAUCAAGAGCAGACCACAUGAGAUGUGACAUUCAUUUUAAUGUAUAUGUGUGUGUGUGUAUAACAAGGGGUCUCCCAUGUGUGUGUCACCAGCGUCCAUCCGCUCAGGACUGUAGUGCUUUUGUCUACUGUAAAGCUGCAUUAACCCAGCGUCCAAAAAAACAAACAAAAAAAACAACUAAAUUUUUUUUGACUUUUAACUGUGGGUGAAAAAGAGCUCCACGAUGGUAGCAAUCAACAAUCAUCCAGCUUGAAAGGCCAUUAGAUCAGUUUUAGAAUGGGAAAAAAAAGAAGAAACAACACACACCUGAACUGCCUAUUUUAUCCAGAAUCGAAGGCAAAAAUGCAGAUGGAGUGAGUCGAACUGAGUUUUUAUUGCACCUUACUUGUAUAAUUUGGAUUUCAUAUCAAAUGAUGAGGCCAAAAAUAACCAAAACACUGCCAUCUUUUUAUUCAGGGUUUGUUCUCAGUGGAAAAAAAAAAAAAGACUAACAGUGGACAUAUUAAAAAUAGAAGAACACCAUUCAUGCACACAGUUGAACAGUACACAUGCAUGGCAGCAGUUUGACCAACAACUUCACAUCAGAAGUGAGACCAGGGCCUCUUUCAUGUUUCAUCUAAGCGUUGAUAUUUUUUAUUUUAAAAUUUUAUUUCUUUGAAUAGAUUAAAGUAGUUGAUAUCAUUAAAAGGGAUUUGAUAAACCAAAUCCGCAGCAGACAUCUAUUUUCAUACAACUUUUCCUAUAUAAGUCGUCUUUGUACAGCUACGCUCCCAUUGCAGACCUCCCAUUUUAAUACAGAUACAAAGCUUCAUUUUAAUCGUAAAACUUUUGUACAGAUCUGGUUCUUGGUUCUUCUGAAGGAUCUUUGCACUUAGGUUUAAGAAGCAAAAAAGCAAACUCUUUUCACAUCCCGUGAGAGUGAGAAGCAUUCUUGAAAAAAAUUGAAAGUUGCUGGGCUGUUAAACAAAUUGGUCACGUUUUAAAUUGAAUGAAAGCUGAAAAUGGAAUGCGACGUUGCAAAGAUUUAAAAGUGGACGCAAAGGACAGAGUCCUAGUGCAACGAUCCUUCUUUUGGAAGACAAGUGUGGACCAGAAACGAUAACUAAUGCAGUCAUUUAUUGUGUUAUUCUGCCUCUUUGUGUAUAUUUACAGUAUGUACCAGCCCCUCUGCCUUCUUACACUCCCUGUCAGUUAGCCUAUGUAAACCUUCCGUUGACCGAAGCUAACCGAUAAUUAUUAUUAUCUUUUUUUUUUCUUUUUUUCUUUUUUUUUUUCUCUGAGAUACUGAAUUCGCAAGAAAAUCUAAGCAGUAACGAUGCACAAGUUUUUACCGCCGAAUGUUUGAAAUGUGAAAGUCACCUGCGGGGUGAACGCAAAAGUUUCUGAAGAUUUAUUUUUUAGAAAAAUUAAAAAAUAAUUUCUUUUUAUUGAUCUUGUUUUGUUGAAUUCUGCAGUUCUCUUGUUUUGUUUUUAUUCCGUUUUCCAAUUUGUGUUUCCAUCACAUUUGCCUUUUGUAUUCCAAAAAUAGUGUAUUUGAAACCUCUGUCAUUGGAGUAACAUGUACAACUAUCAAUCAAAAGAAGAAAACAAAAAGAUGCAGACACACACACACAAAAAAAAGCUAUGAUUUGUUAUGUGCAAUACUUUGUAGAAAGCUUUUAUUUUUCAUUCUGUUUUUGUUUUUUAGUUGUUUUUUUUUUUUCUUUCCAAUAGGUGGUACUAACCUUUGAAGAACACAGAUUCUUCUUCAGGGUCCAGUUAAAUUAGAACCCACCACAAAAUGCUUUGCAAUGUGGAAACUAAACCAAACAAAACCACUAUUACAUCAAAGAUCAUGUGGUUUGAAAUGCACUGAAAAUAAAAUGACUAUUACACAUUGUCACAUCAAACUGAA
Molecule: messenger RNA, 6282 nt
Organism: Mugil cephalus (flathead mullet)
Lineage: Eukaryota; Metazoa; Chordata; Actinopteri; Mugiliformes; Mugilidae
Product: sodium- and chloride-dependent taurine transporter-like
Exons: 15
Coding region: 203-2083 (626 amino acids)
Biological process (GO): taurine transmembrane transport; sodium ion transmembrane transport; neurotransmitter transport
Cellular component (GO): plasma membrane
Molecular function (GO): taurine:sodium symporter activity
Source: RefSeq, a predicted model, not a curated record